AUGAGCCUGAGGACGGAGCCAUCAGGGUCCGAGCUCCAGGCCCAGCUGGCGGAGAGCAGGGCGCAAGUGGAACAUUGGCAGGGCGUGGCCACCAUCUGUGAGCUCAGCAAACAGGAGGAACUUGCAGAGCUGCAAAAAAAAUGUGACCAAGAAAUCCAGUCUCUGCAGGAGGCUCUGAGAGAGACGGCAGCUCAGUAUGAAUCCAGGAUCGCCUACUGGCAGUCCAAGCAGCAAGAGUCUCAGAGAGCCAGUGGAUACAGUCUGGUCAGUGAGAAACUUUGA
Messenger RNA from Knipowitschia caucasica, 282 nucleotides. The record is from the annotation of a GenBank genome assembly. Lineage: Eukaryota; Metazoa; Chordata; Actinopteri; Gobiiformes; Gobiidae.